Molecule: messenger RNA, 540 nt
Organism: Alternaria novae-zelandiae
Lineage: Eukaryota; Fungi; Ascomycota; Dothideomycetes; Pleosporales; Pleosporaceae
Exons: 2
Coding region: 1-540 (179 amino acids)
Source: RefSeq, a predicted model, not a curated record
AUGGCGCCCAUCUUCAAGCUCCUCGCUCUUCUAAACCUCUCCCUAUAUGCAGCAGCCCAAGGCACCCAAUUCAUCACGGGCGAAUGUGCAUCAGACGCCGAGUGCGCCUCCGCGUGCUGCGGCUUCACAUCCGGGAAAUGCGCCGCACCCUUCGUAGCCAACGAACGAGGUGAAGGCUGCGGCUUCGGCGACGCACAGCCAAACAACAACGCUCUGAACGGCGCAGGUGGAAAUGCCAGUGCGGAUGCGCAACCAGACGCUGCUGCUCCCGCUGCUGCUCCUGCUGCCCCUCCUGCGGAGAGUAACACUGGAGCUGCGGCGCCGGCGGCAGCAGGCACGCAGUUCAUCACUGGGGCGUGCACAUCCGAUGCUGAUUGUGCGUCGGCUUGCUGUGGGUUCAAGAGCGGGACAUGUGCCGGCCCAGUUGUCGCGCAGGAAAGAGAUGGAGGAUGUGGGUUUGGGGACGCGCAACCAAAUGAUAAUGCGGCGAAGGCGUUGCAGGGACGGAGGCUGGGGAGGAGAGGCGCGAAGGACAUGUAA